UGGGAGGGGGUGUUGUUCUGUUUCGAUGGACGCGAGAUGUACCCAAUAGAGCUAGAGCGGGGAAAUUCAGGGGCGGGCCCAGCCCCUCAUCGGCCUCACGCAGGCCCAGACAGGCGGCGAGGCGGGGCCGUCUCUUGGCCACCCGAUGGGCAGCGCUGCUAGCCAAUGACAGUGCGGCACUGAGGGCGGGAGGCGAGGCCUCCACCUGACGGGCAGGCGGGCUGCCCUAUCAGGCGGGGCAAGAAAGGGGGCUGAUUCUGGAAGCCAUUACGCCAGCGUUGCAGGGUGGAGGCCGUUGAGCGGGGCUUGCUGGCUGGCGGUGGUACGCAAUUUGCGUAUCGUUAGCGGUGCCAAGGGGGGAGCGGGGGGGGACGGACGCCUCCGGGCCCUGAGGGGCCUCGGGGCCCCCCUGUUGUCCCUGGCCGCGGGGGUGACCAGGCCUGGGGGGCCCUGCCCCCCCUCGGCCCUGCCCAGCCUCCCCCAGGGCCCCCCGGGCCUGGCCAGGCCCCCCAGGCCUGUAGGUGCCCCCCAGUGCCCCCUCCCCGGUGCCCCCCAUGGCCAUGGCGUCGCCCCCGGCACCCCCAGCCAAGAAGCGGAAGAUGAACUUCUCAGAGCGGGAGGUGGAGAUCAUCGUGGAGGAGCUGGAGCGAGGCAAGCACCUCCUCAUCAACCACUUCAACGCCGGUGUGCCCCUGGCUGCCAAGGCUGCCGCCUGGCACGACAUCCUGCGCCGUGUCAAUGCCGUCGCCACCUGCCACCGUGAGCUGCCCGAGGUCAAGAAGAAGUGGUCUGACCUCAAGACUGAGGUGCGACGCAAAGUGGCCCAAGUCCGGGCUGCCAUGGAAGGGGGAGGCGAGGGCCAGAAUGGCAAUGGCAAUGGGCCAGAGAGCGAAGACCCGACAGGCGCUGCAACCGCCCCAGUUAUCCUCACCCCCAUGCAGCAACGUAUCUGCAACCUGCUGGGAGAAGCCACCAUCAUCAGUUUGCCAAGCGGGGACUGCAGUGCAGGUGACAGUACCGAGAUACCCAUCACCGCGUCAGCCACCACAGUCACCUUGACCCAGAUUCCUGCAGAGACAACCUACCACAGUCUAGAGGACGGAGUUGUGGAGUACUGCACAACAGAAGCCCCCACCACAGUCACCACUGAAGCACCCUUGGAGAUGAUGGCGCAUCAACACGAAGUCUCUGCAAAACCCCAGGAGCUGAAAAGCCGAAUUGCUCUGAACUCAGCCAAGCUCUUGCAGGAACAGCGAGUGACCAACUUGCACGUGAAGGAGAUUGCCCAGCACCUGGAGCAGCAGAAUGACUUGCUUCAGAUGAUUCGUCGCUCUCAGGAGGUGCAGGCAUGUGCCCAGGAGCGGCAGGCACAAGCCAUGGAAGGAACACAGGCGGCACUGAGUGCCCUUAUCCAAGUCCUCCGCCCCAUGAUUAAGGACUUCCGUCGAUUUUUGCAGAGCAAUACACCCAGUCCAUCGGUCACCACUGACCCCAGCCAGACAGGGCAGCAAGAUGGCAUGAUCCAGUGAAAGAAACAGUGAUGGAGGUUUAGGUUGGAUAUGAGGAAAAAUGUCUUCACCAGAAGUGUUGUCAAGCACUGGAACAGGCUGCCCAGGGAGGUGGUAGAGUCACCGUCCCUGGAGGUGUUUAAAAGACAUGUAGAUGUGGCACUUAGGGACACGGUUUAGUGGUGGGCUUGGCAGUGCUGGGUUAACGGUUGGACUCGAUGAGCCUAAAGGUCUUUUCCAACCUAAACAAUUCUAUGGGACAUCUUUCUUGGAAAAAAACUGCCUGUGCUGCUGGUGGACACAGGGAGUGAGGGAUGCUAGCUCUUGUCAAUGUGAAAUGGCUCGCCUUGGAGACUUGCUGAGCCUAGAAAGCUUUCUCUGCUAAUCUUAUGCUCAUCUGCCUUUUCAGACUCAUCAUACAGAGUCAUAGCAGGAUGUGUAAUAAACAAGGAACUUAACAUUGGUUGCUUUUUUCCUCAAACAGUAGAUUUAUUUAAAAAAAAAAAGUUAUUUUUUAAUUUCUGUUUGGAAAAAGCUCUCCUGAGUAUGACACCUCUCUAUUUCUCUCUCUCAAGAUCUGCAGCCUUUAACUGACUUCUAAGGUCAAGAGUCUUGUUGUGAUAUCACAGUACUGCAGCUGCCAAGGUACAGUUACCAUAAACAGUAAUUCACGGUAGUGAAUGCAUUUCUGUCUCUUGCUGAAAGCAUUUACUGGAAACGUGGUACCGGAUGUGGUAUAACCUUCUCUCUGCACUGGGAGUUACGGCUACUGCCCUUACAGCAUGACAUCCACCCCAUGCAGACCACCACCAAGCCUACAUGCAGUUUAAAUCCCACCCACAUCCCCCAAGGAUAUGAAAUAGUGCAUUCUCCUCAUGUUCCAUCUGCAUGCGGUCAUGAAAUUUCACUGUAAACUUGGUGGAUGUGAUGAAAAUUUCAUGUCUUGUUACCAGAUACUGUCCUGGGAUAUGUAUUGGAGCAAUGUCUUGCCUGUCUCAGCGUAGUUAAUACACAAGGGCCUGGGUGAGUUUUGCUCAGGUGGGUGUAACAGGUGAAACUCCACCUCUGUCUCAUCUGUAUCGUUUGUCACCUCCGUAAUACCUUGAUUCAUCAAAGUGGACCCGGACUACAGAGUGUCAGCCACACAGUAAUUCCCAGCAUUUAGGAGUUUGUCAGCAACUGUUUUAAUUGAGUGAAUUUUGAAGCAUUAUUUGGUUCUGCUGGUGGCAGCAGUAUUUGUUCUGUACUUGUUAGGAGCUGGAAGCAAGUACAGCUAGCUGUUCUUUGUUCGUCUGCUAGCUGGCUUCAAGUGGCAUUCUGAGAAAUGGGUGUGAGGUUCACCUAACUAUUUUCUUACCAUUAUACAGGGUGAAACAACAUUGCAACCACAUUUCUCUUCUUUGAGGUGUUCAGACUGUGGGGUUUGGUCCUCAAUGAGAAAGCUUAGUUUCACAGGAUGGUGAACACAAUUCUCACAGACUUCAUAAACUUUCAGAUUAAAGCUCCACUUGUACAUACAUGGAAGCAAACUUAAAAAAGGAAGCAUAACUCUUCUUCUCCCUGUACCUUGCAAAGUGUAACACAUUUCACAGGCUUGUUGCUUGCCAGAUACUACUUUUGAAAUAGAACUUUUUGAGAGCUGGUAUUUGCUUGCUGUUAAGUCUCCUUUAGGGCUGAGAUGUGGUGAACAACAACUGAUGAGGGAGUGAAUUUGCACAAUCAAAUUAAACCUUUACACAGCCUUUUAUGGGGGGAUGCUGAUGCGGGGGCCCUGGUUAGAGUAGCCGGUGAGGAGGCUACCAGUGCUGCUCUCUGGCCUUUACUCAUCUUCCCUCACCUGCAAGUCUGACAGGGGAGAAAAGGAUGGUGCAGAGAGAAGGAUUUGGCCCCUGGAAGACUCCUGACCCUUUGGCACUGACAUCUCAGUGCUGAGUCAGGGCAGCAUCAACUGCGUCUUCCCACCGUGUCCAGCAUCUCACUACAUGAGUAACACUUGCCUGACUCUUCCUCUCAGACUUCAUGGAUUUAAAUCAAUUGCUCAACUGAAAUUUAUUUUUAAAGUGAAAACUAUGUCAUAUGUGCUGGUUUACCUCAUUUGUGUAAUGUUCUCUCCUUUACAAAUAUGAAUUUUAAUAAAAAUACGGUUUUGGUAAA
Molecule: messenger RNA, 3662 nt
Organism: Falco peregrinus (peregrine falcon)
Lineage: Eukaryota; Metazoa; Chordata; Aves; Falconiformes; Falconidae
Gene: NAIF1
Product: nuclear apoptosis inducing factor 1
Exons: 2
Coding region: 555-1529 (324 amino acids)
Cellular component (GO): nucleus
Source: RefSeq, a predicted model, not a curated record